This is a messenger RNA of Stylonychia lemnae, 1869 nucleotides long. The record is from the annotation of a GenBank genome assembly. NCBI's taxonomy places the organism in Eukaryota, Ciliophora, Spirotrichea, Sporadotrichida, Oxytrichidae.
AUGGAUGAACAUAGUAACUUGAAAGAGCCAUUGCUGAACAAACAGCAUACUCAUUUAGAUUUCAAGGAAGAGGAGUAGAAAAUGUAAAAGCCUAAAUUUAAAAGCUAGCAGGACCUGCUUUUAUUAAACGCACAGCAAAAUUCAGUUUAAUUCUAAAAAGAUAAAGAUGAUAAAUAGCUUGAGUUCAGCGAUGAGAAUAAAGAUGAGUUAGAAAAGGAAGAAUAGAUUGAUCAGUAACCUAAAUUUUUACAUGAAGAUGACUAGCAUGAUGAAGAACUAUUGGAGGGAGAUGAAAAUAAAUUUAAAUUGAAGGAGUAUGAAAAUCUGCUUGUCAAAAAUCAGCCUUCACUCUAUGAAAACAAGAGACAUAUAAAAGAGUAUUACGGAGAACAUGUAGAAACUAAGAAGUAUACUUCCUUUACUGCUUGGACUCUUGUGUUUAUAGUGAUAGGAUUAUCAAUAAUUCCGCUAGAAAUAUUUCUAAGUGAGUUCAUUGCUAAAUUAGAGAAUAAACUUAUCAAGCAAAUGUAAACAUCAAUAAUCAAUGAACGAUAUUUAUUUGGUGACCUGACAGAAUGGUUUACAUAUUUCUGCUAGCUAGUUAUGAAUAUUAGUGAUGUUCCAAUGAUAAGAUAUAUCAUAUAUCUUCUCUACUUUACUGGUGAUUCUAUUUUAGCAACAAAAACAGGUUUAGUAGCAUUUUUUGGAGAAUUCAUAGUAGUCGUUGCUAAACUUGCAUACAAGGAACCUAGACCAUAUUGGACAGAUAAUGAUAUUCAAAGCUAUAAGUGUCAAAAUGAUUUUGAGGGACCCUCUGACCACAUAUUCAUAAUAGUAUUCCUAUGCACAUACAUUAACUUACUCUACCUCAGAAAGUACUCAAGACAUUCAAGAACAACAGAGAGCGUUUUAUUCCUAAUAUUCCAAUUUCUCGUAGUCUCAUUCACCAUAUUUUCUAGUAUGCUAUUAGGUCAUUCAUAUCUAUUUUAAUGUAUUGUUGGUGCCAUUUACGGGUUAUUUUUUGUCAUUUUAUGCUUGCAAAUGGACAAUGAGCUUCAUUAUUUUGUGGAGAAGUGUGCUUUUAUUCAAAAGAAAAGCAGAAAAUAUAAAUUUAACUUACUAUUCAUCAUCAUAGGUUUCCUUGUAGUAUCAGUUGUUUUCUACAACUUAGAUUUAGAGGAAUAGCAAACUCCUCCUAUUGAAUGGUACUCUAAUUCAAAGAAAAAAUGUGCAGGUUAAUUGCAUGAAUUCUAGGGUGGAUUCAUCGGGUUGAAGGAUACAUUUCUUGAUACAUCAGUGAUAAUGUGCAUUCCAGCCAUGAUUUUUGGAGUAUCGUUUGCCAUUUCUAUUGAUGAGGAAAAUUUGAGAUGGACAAAAACUAGUGCUCCUUUGACUGCUACUAGAGCAAUAAUAGGUUUAUUGACAACUGCUGGAGUUGAUUACAUGAUAAGAUUAGUGUUGAGUGAUAUAAGCAAUAAGCACACAUCUAUUUAUGUCCUUAAUAAUGCCAUUCCUUACAUUGUGACAACUUUUUAUGCUUUUGGUAUAUUCCCGUUAAUAGCUGAGGUGAUCAAUAUAUCAAGGACUAGUUAGCUGAAAGAAUUUGAAUUUGAAGAGUCCUCAAAAAAUACUGUGCAAGAUGAUGAGGAAGAUUCUAAUAUCCAUUAAAUAGCAUCUCGAUAUCAACCUGUCUAAAUAGUCAAUUUAGGGGAUAUUAAAAUAGAAAAUCUUGAGGAUCUAGAUAAAACCCUUACAGCAAAUCAACAGCAGAUUAGUUAGCUCUAACUAAGACAUAGUAUGUCAAGAUAGGAAAGCGCUAAAUUUGGGGAAUCACAAUCUCAAGUUAAUAAAUCUAGAUAACAGCAAUGA